AUGUUAGAAGCAGACAGUAAAGGUGGCAAGAGAAUGAUGGAUGGUCGGAAACAAGGUGAACCACAACGGCACCUCUCACCCAAUCUCGAAAUCACACACCAACCUCCACAUCACACAAAGAACAUUGACCAUGACUCCACUCUAACUCACACCUAUCAGAAACCUCUUACAACAACUCGUAACUCAACACAACGAACGGACGCACACCUCAAACAAACUUCACACAGCACAUCGAUAUCAAGAAACAAAAAAACACGAGCCAACACCACCCACACGAACCCGGACACACCGAACACCUACGAGAGUCACACACACUCAACAACACAAACGAACAUCAAAGAGAACCAAGCCCAAUUGCAAACAACAACACGCACUCGGACCACUCAAACACAGAACAACCCGACAACAACAACGCGAAGACCUCAACCAGACACAACACCUCACCCCAAACCUCCAGACCACGAAACAACCACUCAACAACAAAAGCAUCCAUCAGACAUAACAACGAACUGGCAACAACACAAACCUCAACCAAAUACCUCACAACCACAAGAGAUGCCCUACAAUCGAAGAAAAUACAACCUCGGAACCAUAAGCAAAAAUAACCCACCGAACUACCCAGCACCCACACACCAACGUCUCAGACGACGAAACCUCGCACCCAGGACCACUAACCUCCGGCCACCAAGAAGGGGCUCUCUACCCCGCAAAACCUACACCACAGAGCAAAUGCCACAUAGAACGCACCCAAGCACACAUGCGACUCUAAACACACCCAAACAACCUCGACACAACAACCAAGCAGCAAAAACACUCACUCGGACAAUACACACUCUAACGACAACACCCAAAACACGACUGAACACCACACACAAUCAGAAAACGCAGACUCACACAAACACACCAAACAAUGUACAACCGAAACCAAGAACACUCCCGAGAGAACUCCGAGCAAAAAAAACCUCAACCAAACCUCACUCAAAGACCCGAACAACACCACUCCACCAAACACACACCUCGUCACAAUCCACCCAAACAACAGGCGACGCUCAAACAUCACGACAACCACAAGACCACCUCUUGUGCAGUGGGGAGGGAUUAGAUCUGGAGAUGCGGUUUCCCCCAAUUACAAUCACAGGAGGCUGGUCACCUCACCGUAGUGGCAGUCGAUGA
Homalodisca vitripennis (glassy-winged sharpshooter) is the source of this 1173-nucleotide messenger RNA. Its product is annotated as protein let-653-like. Lineage: Eukaryota; Metazoa; Arthropoda; Insecta; Hemiptera; Cicadellidae. The transcript has 3 exons. The record is from RefSeq and is a predicted model, not a curated record. The coding region runs from base 1 to 1173 and encodes 390 amino acids.